Molecule: messenger RNA, 1276 nt
Organism: Hemibagrus wyckioides
Lineage: Eukaryota; Metazoa; Chordata; Actinopteri; Siluriformes; Bagridae
Gene: cdca9
Product: cell division cycle associated 9
Exons: 10
Coding region: 17-772 (251 amino acids)
Biological process (GO): mitotic sister chromatid segregation
Cellular component (GO): chromosome passenger complex; chromosome, centromeric region; spindle midzone
Source: RefSeq, a predicted model, not a curated record
UUUUUGUUUGGAGAACAUGGCUGCCAGAAGAACUCGUAAAGGAAGCCAAAGCUCUGAAGGUCCCCAGAGAGACCUAGCAGCUGAUAAACUCAGGAAAAGGAAAGAACUGUUUAUUCAGCAAUUUGAGAAAGAAGCACAGGAACGGAUAAAUGAAAUGGAGGACAAAAUGGAUAAAUUAAUGGCGACACUGGACCGAGCAGUGAAAAUAGAGAUGAUGAAACUUCCUCAGUCUCUUCAUACUACGUUGAUUAAAGAUAUAAUGAGUGCGCAAGAAACCUCUGUUGGUGAAGUUACAAUGGCAAUCGGGUCUGUGUCUCCGGAGAUUAGCAAGCCGCUCAGCAGAAAGUCCAGCAAAAAAGGUAAGGCGAGUACCACAACGCCAGCACACAGAUCCACCGGUGCAGGAAAGACGGAUGACGAUAAGAGAAGGCCCAGGAAGAAAAUGCAGCCGAGUAACAGCACUGGGAAUCUAAGAUGUCUCUCAACAGUCAGUUCCAAACGAACUCAAGGCCGUGUGAUGAAGCUGAGUGACCAAGCUGUUCUGCUAGGUGGUAAUAUGAGGUUACAGAGUCGGUCACUUAGUGAUGAUCUCUCGGGACUUGCUACUGCCACCAUCACCACCUCUCUUGGAGAGACUUUGUUCCUUUCUGAGGAGACCAAAGAUGAAGUCAAACUUGAACUUCUGGAUGAGUUGGCUUUAUGCCAGAUGCAAAAGAUUAAGGAGCUGAUGGAGUACCUGUGCAACAAAGUCAAGUUAAACAAUACUCACUGAUGUCUUGGCACUGAAGAACUGAUUUUAAUGUUCAAAUAUUCUAAUAUAAUAAAUAACUGUGUAAUCUUUUCUACUGGAGUACUUUUGGUGAACUGCGGAUCGAGUUGCUGAACUGUAGAAUAGGUGUUUUUUUUUUUUUUUUUUUUUUUUUUGGAAAAUCUAUUAUGUAAAAUUCCACAAAACAUUCAGGAGACAUAAAAUUUCCUCAGGAAGUACAGCUUGAGCUCUUAAUGUUAUAUAUAAACAGAAAGUGCAAUGUUAAGUGUGAGGAAAAGAGAAUAAAACCAUAAGACAUGCUGUUAAAAGAAACCCAAUCAUUACACCACCUCUCUGAUUACAAUUUUUUGACAAUGUAAUAAACUUAAUGGCUUUAUGGGGUUGAUGUUGGUCAUAACUGACACCCUACAUGUUCCUGGAAUUGGCUUAUUUAGUACCAUGGCAUCUCUGUGGUUAAGGCAUUAAAGUCCUGAUUCUACUGGUCUGAAGGUUGUGUUUUCGAUAUCA